Messenger RNA from Durusdinium trenchii, 2697 nucleotides. The record is from the annotation of a GenBank genome assembly. Lineage: Eukaryota; Dinophyceae; Suessiales; Symbiodiniaceae.
AUGAGGAAAAGCCGUCCUGGUACCACGCGCGGUGGGUCUUCACUCAAGCUAUGGAAGGUGCAAGCACCACUUAUGUUGAUGAUCUUCAGCUGGCCAUUGUUCUCUCUCAGUGGUCCACAUCUCUAUUCAGAGCGCACCUUCCUCUCGAAGCCUUCUCGGACUUCUUCCAACCUUACUGUCCAAGCGCGGAGUGGAGUCAAAGACCACCGUCAAAACCGUGGAGUCUUCCAUAAGCCGUCCAAUCCAAAAUGGACAUGGCCAUUAAGCCUCAUGAUCCUUACCUUCAGCCUAUCUGCCUCAAGUGUUCAAACUUCCAGUCGCUUUUGUCGCCGCUGGUCGAACAAGCAAUCGACCAAGCUACAAGCAUUCGCUGGAGGUUUGGAAGGGUGUGACUAUCAUGGAGCAGGGCGCUAUGAAUUCGACCCGUUGAAUUUCUGUGAGCUCUUCCCUGAGCAUCUCCCCUGGUAUAGAGAGGCAGAGGUGAAGCACGGGCGCGUUGCAAUGCUGGCAUAUGUGGGAUUGGUCGCACCCGAGAUGUUCCGGAUUCCUGAUCCUAUCUUCAAUCAAGUGGGCUUGGAUUCCGUCUCAGCCCACAACAUGCUUCUGGGAGCUGGUUUCGGAGACUUCGGCCUCGCUUUCACAGAAGAGAAUAUGGCAGUUUUGAAGACCCAGGAAUUGAAGCACGGGCGUUUGGCCAUGAUCGCUUUUGGUGGACUUGGAAAGUCUGGUGCGAUCACGGAGCAUUCCACAGGUGCCAUCGUGGGAUCCGAGGAGUACGAGGUCAGGGAGGUUGGACUUCGAAGCAGCGGAAUGUACCGGCCAGUGGAGAAUGGUGAAGCGAAGAUGGGACUCUUGGAUCAAUCGGAUGAUGCCGUGGUGAUGUCCUACCAGUGGGUACCACCCGGUGAAGUGAGAGAGGACUCGCAGCUGUUGCAACAGAUCUUGGUUGCCGCAACUCAUGUGCGUUUGCAGCUGCCGAGCAAGUCUGGCGACACGGAGGAGUUGAUGAUUGACUUGCAGAGCUGCCAGGUCACUGGACAUUCCUCCUGGUAUCAGGUCCUUCCUGCCAGACCGCGAGACUCCGCCGACCCCUCCUUGGGUGGCUUCCAAAGGCUCACCCUGGGGAUAGGCAUCAAUCCUGGAGUGGAGUGCAAAUCGCAUGGUCAUAUCAUCAUUUUGAUUUAUGCCUGGACAAUGGGCAAAAGCUUUGGUGUCCGGCUCCACCAGCUCGCCGACGAGACACCUGACGCGAAGACAAACGCGGCGACAGCGCGGUCUGACCGUGCGGUCGACCGCGCCACGAGCCGUGUUUGUUCUGCGUGUUUGUGCAUCGCCAGCGGAGGGGCCUUGGUUAUGGGCGGUGGAGAUCAUUGUCCUCACUCUGCUGUGGGCUUGGCCAUGAAAGCACUCACAGAGCCUGCGGUCUACCAGGAGCUGGCCAAGGAUCCUAAGGUGAAUGUGCUCGUUUUACGUGCAGCGAUGAGCACUGCCAAGUGCCGAUCGCAUGGCGAACAGUUCCCCAAGGUGGUGAAAGAGCGGAGACAAUGUCAGAUGAUUCAAGAUUUGGAGACUCCAUGGAGUGUAUGUGAUCUUGAAGAUGUGAUCCGAGAUCGACCAGACCGCCAACGUUUUCCCGAGCUUGAAGCCUGUCGACUGCGUCAUGCUCAAGGCAUUUACGGAGGAGGGGACGACUUGCACUUCCGGAAGGAUAUCGCCGUGGCUGCGGGAGAUGAGCUAUUGAAAGCUUUGCGCCGCACGGCGCUGCAGAAAUAUCCGGAGAUGGAGGGCGACGAUAGUAUUCUGUUAGUUCUAGCAGCCGGCUGGAACACCGAAGAUGGGGAAUACAACUGCCUCGAUUCAGAUGGCCAUUGCUGGCGCAAGACAGAGCUGGUCGCCUUGGCGGAGCUUUGCGCGCUGAAUGGGCGCCCCUUCUCCAGCUUUCAUGCGAAGUUCGAGCAGCUGUUGAAUCGAUGUCAGGAGGAGCACAUUGCUUUCAUCUUCCAAGACUUGGCAUCCAUCACUGCUGCCUCUGUCGCUCCUCACUUCCCGAAGCCUUUGUCAAAGCCGUCCCAGCAGCUCUUGAGCGAGACGGUAAAAAGGAAGCGGCUUCGGGAGAAGACGGUGGCUGAGGAGUUAGCGGAGAUUACUGGGGUGCCGCUGGAUACGGCGGAGAGCAUCAUCUCAGUGGCAGGUGGCCUUUCUGAAGCCUUGGAGCAUCCCAUGUUCAAACAGGACAUGACGCGUGAAAUCAAGCAUGCCAGAAAUGAAGCACCCUUCCAAGAAUUGGUGCCAUCGCACAAGUCGAUUGACCUGGACGCACCAGAGGAUCCCGGGAAGGGUGCCAAUUCCGCUUUGUCCGAGUUGCUCAGCAUGGGCUUUCCACAGCUAGCGGCCGAGACCGCCUUGCACUGUGCGAAUGGCAACCUUUCGCAAGCUUUGUUGGAGCGCUUUGAUGAUCUUGGAAUCAUUUUCAUGCAGGUGAAGCAUACGAAGCUCUCGCUGGAGCUUCUGGCAGUGGAGCGCUUCUGUUUCGAGGCUUCUUUAGAGAGGAUCGCAGCCUUCCAGCAUUCCACCAUCACCUUCAUUUUGAUCGAAAUCACCGGGCAAAUGUCUGCCUUACAACUCAGCGAGCUUAUUCGCACAGCUUGUGGGUCCAUUCGCCUCGUUUUCAGCCCAACACUUAGUCGGAUGAUGUGA